Trichogramma pretiosum is the source of this 2338-nucleotide messenger RNA. RefSeq names its product putative inorganic phosphate cotransporter. The transcript has 3 exons. The coding region runs from base 737 to 2314 and encodes 525 amino acids. Gene Ontology annotation, molecular function: transmembrane transporter activity. Gene Ontology annotation, biological process: transmembrane transport; monoatomic anion transport. Lineage: Eukaryota; Metazoa; Arthropoda; Insecta; Hymenoptera; Trichogrammatidae. The record is from RefSeq and is a predicted model, not a curated record.
UUCUGAAAUUAAUGGUAGUUAGCGCUUCACCGCUGUAAUAGGAUAGGUAAUACAUCAUCAAUACAUCGUAAGAAUGCAUGGCCAAGUGAGAGAAAGUGGCCUCUACUACUCAUGAUGGAUCAUUCGAGCGCCUCAUUACAAUUAGGCAGACAAGGAGAUGUAAUACGCAGGUACUUAUAAUUCGACCAAUAGUAUUUCCAAGAUUUGGUAGACCGCCCAGAUUAUUAGAUUCAGAGUUUUUUUGGUCAGUGGAUUUCAUUCACUCGUCAACGCUCCCCACUAUUUCGAAUGACUACUCUAGGCGAUUCUUGCUCCCCUACCACCUGCGCAGUAGCACGCGUGUAUCUAUGGAUGCAGCAGCAGCAAUAGUAACAAUUACAACUCUAGCGCAUCAGCGGUGCGCGGCUGUUACCCCCACACCGUCGUUGGUUUUUUCGUGAGCUCGCAGCAACACUUGUGGCAGACACCAGCCGAUCUCCGACUUGAACGGAACGCACUCGUCAGCAAAGCGCCAGCUUCGUUUCAUCGUUUUAUUUUCGUCUCGACGUUUUUUAAUAAAGUUUGUUUGUCGCGUUCGAGCUUGAAAAAAAAAGAAGCAUCCAGUGCAGUAUUUCUUUUUUUUUUUUUUCUGUUUACUUAUUUCGCGAGUGAAUACAGAGAGACAGACGCUACUCGUGUUUGAGUCGUGUGCAGUAGCGUGACUUGAGAGAAAAAGUUCGAGAUAACAAUUGCCAAGAUGACUGAGCGAGUGUCAACGUGCUGUACCAAAAUCAAUCAGAUGUGGGUCACCGUUAUCAUGGUGUUCUUGUGUCUUUUCUGCUCGUACAACGUGCGGGUAUGCCCAUCUAUUGCCAUCACCCAGAUGGUCAUACAGCACGAGGAGAGCCUGAACGAUACCAUCGGGGCCGGCCAAUGCCCGGAUUACAACCUCGUCGAUGCGCCGCCACCGACGUCGUCCAACACGACUCUAAACUCGACGACCCCGACUUUCGCAGAACAUCCAAAUAUUGGCGAAGGAGGAGUAUACGACUGGGAUGAAGCGAUACAGGGUAUCAUCCUGUCGUCGUUUUUCUGGGGCUACGUCCUCACGCACAUACCAGCGGGCAUGCUGGCCGACAGGUUCGGCGCCAAGCGGAUCCUCGGGAUCUCCACCUUCGUCAGCGGCCUGUUCACUCUGCUGAUUCCGGCGGCGCUGAAGAUGGGCGGCGGCGCCAGCGUGCUUAUCUGCUUUCGCAUCGUCACCGGUCUAGCUCAGGGCUUCGCCUAUCCGGCUCUCAACGUCAUGCUGUCCGGGUGGGUGCCCGCCAAGCACAAGUCCACCGUCGCCGCCAUAGUCUACGCGGGCGCCCCUCUCGGCACCGUCGCCGCCAUGGGCACCUCAGGUCCGCUGCUGGCGUAUUUCGCGCCCGAUCGGAUCGGCUGGGAGAUCGUCUACUAUCUGUUCGGCUCGAUGAGCCUGUUGUGGUGCUUGGUCUGGUUUCCGCUGUGCUACGACGAGCCCCUGGAGCAUCCGUUCAUGGACGAGCAGGAAGCCAAGAACCUGAGCGCCGAGCUGAGCGCGCACAAGCACAAGAAACCGCCACAGGUGCCGUGGAGGCACAUAAUCCGCUCGAAACCCGUCUGGGCGCUCGUUGCCGCCUCGGUCGGCCACGGCUGGGGCUUUCUCACCAUGGUCAACGACAUGCCCAAGUACAUGAAGUCGGUGAUGCGCUUUCCCAUAGGCCACAACGGCUUGCUCUCGGCGGUGCCCUACUUCGGCAUGGCCAUCAGCAGCAUCAUGUGGGCGAAAUUCGCCGACUUCCUGGAGUACAAUAACUACAUGAGCCGCACGAAGAUCCAUAAGCUCGGCAAUACCGUGGCCACGAUAGGCCCGGCCAUAUGCACCAUCGUCGCCGCGCAGAGCGGCUGCAAUCGCGUCGUCUCGGUGAGCGCCCUCAUUGUCGGGGUCACCUGCAUGGGCGCCGCUCUGCCCAGCAUCAAGAUCAACGUGAUCGAUCUCAGCCCCAACUAUUCGGGCUUCAUCAUGGCGCUGGCCAACGGUCUGACCGGCGUCACGGGGAUGCUCGCGCCCUACGUCGUGGGCCUGCUCACGCCCAAUCAGAGCGCCGAGGAAUGGAGCCGAGUGUUCUACACCAUCUCCGCGGUGCUCACCAUCACCAACAGCAUCUACGUGAUGUGGGGCAGCGCCGAGGUGCAGUUCUGGAACGAACCGGGCUUUCAUCUCAAGGAGAAGAUCGAGCGCGAAAAGGCCGAGGCGGCCGAGGCGGCCAAGGAGAGCGUCGAGCUGCUGCAGAUGCAAUCGGAAAUCGUUUGAAGUGCGAUCGACCGAUGCUGUGCU